Messenger RNA from Pungitius pungitius (ninespine stickleback), 1550 nucleotides. It is a transcript of the gene bhmt, whose product is annotated as betaine-homocysteine methyltransferase. The record is from RefSeq and is a predicted model, not a curated record. The coding region runs from base 78 to 1280 and encodes 400 amino acids. Lineage: Eukaryota; Metazoa; Chordata; Actinopteri; Perciformes; Gasterosteidae. The transcript is spliced from 8 exons. Gene Ontology annotation, cellular component: cytosol. Gene Ontology annotation, biological process: L-methionine salvage. Gene Ontology annotation, molecular function: betaine-homocysteine S-methyltransferase activity; zinc ion binding.
UUGCUCGCAGCCCGAUCCGUGACUCAGAGGGGCUUUCAGCUGAGAAGAGAGGGACCGGUGCACUGCUGCAAAUCACCAUGGCGCCAGGCGCAAAGAAGGGUAUUUUGGCGUGCCUGGACGCGGGGGAGGUCGUCAUCGGCGACGGAGGCUUCGUCUUCGCCCUGGAGAAGAGGGGUUACGUGAAGGCGGGGCCGUGGACCCCGGAGGCCGCGGCCGAGCACCCAGAAGCAGUGCGGCAGCUGCACCGAGAGUUCCUGAGGGCGGGCUCCGACGUCAUGCAGACGUUCACUUUCUACGCCAGCGACGACAAACUGGAGAACAGGGGCCACACUCAGCGCUUCACUGGGCAGCAGAUCAACGAGGCAGCUUGUGACCUGGCCAGGGAGGUGGCCGACGAAGGUGGUGCUCUGGUGGCGGGGGGAGUCUCUCAGACCCCGGCCUACCUCAGCUGCAAGAGCGAGGGCGACGUGAAGGCCAUCUUCAAGAAACAGAUCGACGUCUUCGUCCAGAAGAACGUGGACUUCUUGAUUGCUGAGGUAUGGCAAAUCGAGGUGGAGGAGGCGGAGUGGGCCGUGCAGGUUUUGAAGAGCACCGGGAAGCCCGUGGCCGCAUCCCUGUGCAUCGGACCCGAGGGGGACCUGAACGGAGUCAGCCCCGGGGACUGUGCGGUCCGACUCGUCAAAGCUGGAGCUCACAUCGUGGGCGUCAACUGCCACUUUGACCCGGAGACCUGCGUGAAGACAGUGAAGAUGAUGAAGGAGGCGGUGGAGAGAGCCGAGCUGAAGGCUCACUACAUGAGCCAGCCGCUGGCGUACCACACUCCCGACUGCAACUGCCAGGGUUUCAUCGACCUGCCGGAGUUCCCUUUCGGUCUGGAGCCGCGGGUCCUGACCAGGUGGGACAUGCAGAAGUACGCCCGCGAGGCCUACCAAGCUGGCGUCCGCUACAUCGGGGGCUGCUGUGGGUUCGAGCCCUACCACAUCCGCGCCCUGGCCGAGGAGCUGGCCCCGCAGAGGGGCGGCCUGCCCGCCGCCUCCGACAAGCACGGCGCGUGGGGCGCCGGCCUGGAGAUGCACACGAAGCCUUGGGUCAGAGCCAGGGCCCGCCGCGACUACUGGGAGAAUCUGAAGCCCGCGUCCGGCCGCCCCCUCUGCCCUUCCAUGGCCACGCCCGACGGCUGGGGGGUCACCAAAGGUCACGCCGACCUGAUGCAGCAGAAGGAGGCCACCUCUCAGGACCAGCUGAAGGCUCUCUUUGACAAGGCCAACAAAAACCAGUGAAGACGAGUCGCUGGAGUCAAGAAUCAGGAACAUUAAUUGCCAAAACAUGUUAGACGUACAAGGAAUUUGACACGGCGGUUGUUGCAUAACAUUGGACAGUAAGACAAUGAGACAAUGGACAAAUAACAGGACCAUUUUUACUGUAUGCGGCAGAUUAGCAUCAUGUGCUAAAGCUUUGCAGCCUCAAGCAACAAUAGGAGCCUUCAUGCACGUAAAGCAAUGCCUUACCGCUCCAAAUGUGUGGCAAUAAACUUCCAAUUGUAUGAGCUA